AUGGUCGAUUCAGAGAAGGGCCAGUUCGCGUUCACCUUGACACCAACGGCCCAAGAAUCGCAUACCCCGGAGCCAGUGGUAGAAGAGACCAAUGUACAGUCCGACAGUCUGAUGUUCGAUCAGGCUCCUCUUGAAGAUGGCCGAAGCAAUCUCAACCCAGAGCGGGGGGAUGAGUGGGCCGCUCUAGAGAAGCGGGUACGAUGGAAAGUCGAUCUCCGUCUCUGUAGCAUCGGCGGGCUCUUAUGCAGUCUCAAUUUGCUGGACUCGGGCAUUUUGUCCUCGGCUUCGGUAACGAGUAUGCUCGAUGAUCUGGAUUUAAACCAGGGAAAUCGGUACUCCGUCUCCAUCUUUAUUUUCACAAUCGCCAGUGUGGUCUUCCAGCUGCCAUGUACAGUGGCAGUUCGCUUUAUCGGUCCACGCAUCUGGUUUGCGACAAUCACAUUCACAUUUGGGCUGUUGACACUGUGCACUGCUUUCGUUCACACCUGGCAGCAGAUGAUUGUCCUGCGUGUGUUGCUCGGUAUUUCCAUGUCCGGUAUCUACCCUGGCCUGACUUACCUGGUUAGCGCCUGGUACCCGCGACGAGAGCAACAGCUCCGAUUUGCAUUCCUGCAGUCCGGAGAAGUUGUGAUUCUGGCGACUGGCAAUAUCGUCAAUUUCGGUCUUAAUCAUUUAAACGGCGUAGCCGGGUUGGCGGGUUGGCGCUGGAUGUAUAUUGUCCAGGGUCUCAUUACUUGUGUCCUGGGUCUCGUUACAUACUGGUGGAUGGUCGACUUCCCCGAGAACGCCCAGCGCAGCUUUUUCUUUCUUUCGGACCAGGAGGCGCGUGUCGCAACACGCCGAAUUCAAGAUGAUCGAGCUGAUGUUAUCCCCGAACCGUUUUCUUGGGGCACGCUUCUUGCUAAUUUCAAGGAUCCCAAGAUCUACGGCUUUGCGGUCAUGUUCUUCUUGCUCAAUCUCAUCUCGACAGCCUUGUCAUAUUUCUUACCCAUCAUCUUACAAUCCGGCAUGGGUUUCAGCUCAAAUAAAUCAAUUCUGCUCUCCACACCGCCCUACUAUUACGCCGUAAUCCCGGUGAUUCUCACCUCACUAGUCGGAGAUUUCUACCGCGUUCGUGGGCCGCUGAUCAUCUUCAAUGCUCUUGUCCUCAUAGCCGGGUUCCUGAUGUUCGGUCUUCCUGCAUCAACCUCGGUGCCAGUGCGUUACAUUGGAACCUUCCUAGCGACCGGCGCUUAUAUCUCGAACUGGGCUGCCCUCAAUGCUUUCCAGGCCAACAAUAUCGUGGGCCAGUGGAAACGAGUAGCUACUGCUGCGGCGGUCACUGCAUGUAAUGGGCUUGGGGGUGUGGCAGGCAGCUACAUUGUCCGCCAGCAAGAAGCCCCGCACUAUCAGACCGCAGUUUGGGUGUCGGUUGGUUCUCACAUUCUUCUCAUUGCGAUCGUGGGUGCAUUUGCAGUUUACUUUUACACCGUCAAUCGGCAGCAAGGGCGGGGACUAAAGGUCCUUGAGGGUGUGUCUGGCUUUAGAUACACUUAUUAA
This is a messenger RNA of Penicillium crustosum, 1539 nucleotides long. RefSeq names its product putative MFS transporter. Gene Ontology annotation, biological process: transmembrane transport. The transcript is spliced from 4 exons. NCBI's taxonomy places the organism in Eukaryota, Fungi, Ascomycota, Eurotiomycetes, Eurotiales, Aspergillaceae. The record is from RefSeq and is a predicted model, not a curated record. The coding region runs from base 1 to 1539 and encodes 512 amino acids. Gene Ontology annotation, molecular function: transmembrane transporter activity. Gene Ontology annotation, cellular component: membrane.